This is a messenger RNA of Hydatigera taeniaeformis, 249 nucleotides long. The record is from the annotation of a GenBank genome assembly. Lineage: Eukaryota; Metazoa; Platyhelminthes; Cestoda; Cyclophyllidea; Taeniidae.
AUGUGGCUUCGUCUCCUAGUCUUCAUCGUUCUCAUUCAUCUGGUUCCCACCGUGCCCUAUCAGCUUGAUUUGAAGAAAAAUCAGAUGGAAGAGGAGUGGAUGGAUGCUCUUCGAGGCGAGUCAAAAAGCCUGCCUUUGAACGGUGGAGCGCAGUGGCAUCCUGAGUACCAAGCAAGACCUGCAAAAGAGCCGCAUACGUCGGCAACUACCUUCCUAAAACGAAUUCGUCGCAUUUUAGCCGACUACUAA